AAGUCUUCUUUCCACUUUGAAAACCCCCACCCAACCACACUAUGCUUCACCCCAUUUCCACUCACCUUCCUCCUUCACUUUUCUUGACCUCGUCCUCGUUCCUGGUUUGCUACUUCGCAAGCCAGUGAACGAACCCACUUUGACUCUUAAUCACAGACACAGUAGUUAAUUUCUCUAAGGUGCUGUUCUUGUGGGAAGGAAUCACAGAGUCAAUGACACCAACUUGAACUUCAGCUGAAACCCAGAAUCUGCAUUUGAGCUAUCAAGAUGGGAGGGCAAUCCAGCAAGAUGAGUAGUGUUGAUGCCCCCACAUCCAUCAACAUGGGUACCCAUUCCCUGUAUGCAGCUGAUUUGAGCUCCUAUGAAGCUGCAUGUGUGAAAGAUCCAAGCUUGCAAUCUUUUGAUGCCACCAUUCAGGGGCACACCAACAGGGUGAUUAGUUCCCUUGCUCAUGGGGUUGAGGUUCGAUCGUUGUCUUUUGACUCGCUGAGAGAAGUGACUGAUAGUUUGCUUGAGAUGAACCAGGAAGUAGUCAAAGUUAUUUUGGAUUGCAAGAAAGAUAUAUGGGGCAACAAGGAGUUGUUCGCCUUGGUGAAUGACUAUUUUGAUAAUAGCCUCCAGACGUUGGAGUUCUGCAAUUCUCUUGAGAAAUGUUUGAGACGGGCUCGCGAAAACCAGGUCAUAGUCAAGUCGGUGAUUACCUACUUUGACGAAGAGCUGCAGAAUGGGGUUGAAGUGGGGGCGUAUGUGAAGACAUUGCAGGAGCUCAAGAAUUUUAAGGAUGCUGGGGACCCCUUUACAGAGGACUUUUACUCGUUGUUUCAGUCAACUUAUACGCAGCAGGCAUUGAUGCUGCAGAAGCUGCAAAUCAGAAAGAGAAAGCUUGAUAAGAAAUUUAAAUCACUGAAGACUUGGAAGAGGGUCUCAAAUGCCAUUUUCGUGGCUGCUUUCGUUUCUGUGUUGAUUUUCUCAGUGGUAGCAGCUUCUGUUGCUGCGCCACCAGUAGUAACAGCUUUAGCUGCUGCCAUGGCUGUUCCAAUAGGGUCAGUAGGAAAGUGGUGUAACUCACUUUUUAAGCGAUACAAGAAAGCUCUAAUGAAACAACGGGAGGUAAUCAGCUCAAUGCAGGUUGGUACUUACAUUUCAUUGAAGGACUUGGACAACAUUCGGGUUCUUACCAACAAAUUGGAAUUACAGCUUGAGUCAUUAUUGCAGAAUGCUGAUUUUGCUCUUAGAAACGAGGAUGUUAUUAAGAUUGCAAUAGACGAGAUUAAGAAGAACAUAGAAACUUUUUCAGAGACCAUGGAUACUUUAAGCGCACAUGCUGAUAAAUGUAGUAGACAGAUAAGGAGAGCAAGGACUGUGGUUAUUCAAAACAUAGUUAAAAAACCUGAUUAAGGUCCGUUUGGAAUGUCGUAUUGAUUAGUCUCCUAUUAAGAAGUACUGAUCGAACACCAUGAUUAUUCGUUCAAUAACAUUCCUUAUAUAUUGUAAUGAACAUUUAUAAACUCGCUAUGUAUAUAGAUAUUUGGAUUAUACAUACGUGCGAAUAUGUUUGCUGCUC
Molecule: messenger RNA, 1564 nt
Organism: Lotus japonicus
Lineage: Eukaryota; Viridiplantae; Streptophyta; Magnoliopsida; Fabales; Fabaceae
Product: UPF0496 protein At4g34320-like
Exons: 2
Coding region: 268-1398 (376 amino acids)
Source: RefSeq, a predicted model, not a curated record